AGAGGCUCACCGAGAGUGUCACUCAUGCCGGUAUUGCGGAUAAGGAAACAUCUUGGAAAACUCUCGUGAUGCAUAUAAGAGUAACCAUAGUCGCUGUUAGCUCAGCCUCAUACUGCGCAUUGUUCUUUGAAGCGCCCCAACCUUGAUUGAUACCUCCUUGUUCUUUGAGCACAUCACCACUCUUUAUAUAAUACCAUACAUAAUCCCACGCAUCUCCCCGAGUACAUAUAACCUGAAGGUCUUCGAGCAACAUUCGAUACCAGACCGAGACGCCUACAUCAACCUCAACAUUGUAAAAUCCACUUCCAAACAACACCUUGAAUACCUCUACCGUCAAAAUGUGGUACCACGUAGCCGAGCCCAAUUCCUACCUCGUCAUCACGGGUGUAGGAAUCGAGAAGGUCUUGAUCAAGAAGAAGGCUUUUGUAUACCCUCUACAGAAGGUUUCUAAGAUUUCGAUCACGCCCUUCGACUUUUCCAUGGCCCUCCAGGCCAUGACUAUUGAGAAGCUCAAGUUUGCUCUACCCGCCGUGUUCACAAUCGGUCCUGCAGAUAGCCCUGAAGCCCUUGAGAAAUAUGCCGUACUGCUCACUGGCGAAAGCGACGGAAGCCCCACCCAAACUGCGGCCAAAGGAGUCGUCUCAGUUGCUGAGGGUCGCAACCAUGUUCAAGAGAUUGUUAAGGGUAUUAUUGAGGGCGAGACGCGAAGCAUUGUCUCUACCAUGACUAUGGAGGAGCUCUUCCGUGAGCGCAAGAUCUUCAAGGACAAAGUUAUCCAACAGGUUCAAUCGGAGCUCGAUCAGUUUGGUCUUUGCAUCUACAAUGCCAAUGUUAAGGAGCUACAAGACACUCCUGGCUCAGAGUACUUUGCCUUCCUCUCCCGCAAGGCACACGAGGGCGCACUAAACCAAGCCAAGGUUGACGUCGCUCACGCUCGCAUGCAGGGUGAAGUUGGUGAAGCGGAGAAGCAAGGCAAGACAAAACAGGAAGUCGCCAAGAUUCACGCCCAAACCGCCGUCCUUGAAACUGAACGUAAAGCCGAGAAGGCUACAGCAGACGCCAAGUUCACCGACAAGGAGAUUGAGAUCGGUCGUGACCUCAACGUCGCUCGUAUCAACGCCAAGCGCGAGGCCGAACGACGCGAUGCUGAGCUCCAGAUGGAAGUCGAGAAGAAGAGGGCACUCAUGGAGCUUGAACGUCUCCGUGCUACCAAAGUCGUGCAGGCGAAGAUCGAGAAGGAGAGUGCGCAGCAACAGGCUGACGCAGAGCUGUACACUCAGGAGAAGUCCGCCGACGGACACAAGUACAGCCAGCAAGCCGAAGCCGAAGCCGCUGCUUUCCGUAGCCUACGUGCUGCUGAGGCCGACUUCGAGGCUACCAAGCGUCGCGCUGAAGCCGAGUACUUCGCCCAGGAGCGUGCCGCUCAGGCUCAUCUCAUCACCCAGCAACGCGAAGCUGAGGGUCUCUCGGCGAUGGCCAAGGCAUACGGCGAUAUGGCCAACGUCCUCGGCGGUCCCCAGGGCCUCAUGCAAUACCUCAUGAUCACCAAUGGAACCUACGAGAAGCUUGCAAAUGCGAACGGCGCUGCCAUCAAGGGCCUUCAGCCGAAGAUCAACGUUUGGAACACUGGCAGUCAGGGAGGCGAGGGUAUGGCGGACCCGUCAGCACCUAUUCGCAACCUUUUCCAGAGCCUGCCUCCUCUUCUCAGUACGAUCCACGACCAGACUGGUAUGGCGCCACCUAGCUGGUUGGCGCAGAUGCCCCAGCAGAAUGGCGAUAUGGCCAAGAUGCACCUGAGGAACGGCAGCGACGUGUCGCCAUAGAAGGAGAACGAUGGCGUCGUGGAUUGUAUAUGUUACUGUUUUCUUUUGCUAUCGUCUGUAUCAUUGGCUGCUAUACCCCAUGGCUAGGAGUUUGCGAUACGUCACUGUACUGUCUAAUCUUUUCUCUUUCGUUUGGCGCUACCUCGGGUUGAUG
Alternaria rosae is the source of this 1977-nucleotide messenger RNA. RefSeq names its product flotillin domain-containing protein. The coding region runs from base 339 to 1823 and encodes 494 amino acids. The record is from RefSeq and is a predicted model, not a curated record. The transcript is spliced from 2 exons. Lineage: Eukaryota; Fungi; Ascomycota; Dothideomycetes; Pleosporales; Pleosporaceae. Gene Ontology annotation, cellular component: plasma membrane. Gene Ontology annotation, biological process: protein localization to plasma membrane.